AUGCCCAAUCCCACAGGGGAUUACCUUUUCAUAUGUCUUUACAGUCCAGCAGUCUGGAACUUACUGGGACCCAUCGUUAUCCACGAUCCUGAUGACCCAAAUAAUGAUCUAUUCGAUUAUGAAUAUGUGAUGACAGUGUCCGAUUGGUAUCACAUUCCUACCGGAGAUCCCAGCAUGCUUCCCACACUUUUUAGCGCAAACUAUCAAGGGAUUGAUCCAAUACCCGAUUCCGCAGAAAUUAGUGGCGUGGGACAGUAUAAUUGCUCAAUUCCGACGUGUGUUCCUUCUAAAUUCGCUACCUACAGUGUUACGAAAGGAAAGAGAUAUAGAUUUAGAAUAAUUAAUAUUAGUGCAAUGUCUCAUUUUUGGAUUUCUAUUGACGAACAUCCGCUCACGGUCAUUGAAGUCGACGGAACGCCAAUUCAUCCGGUCAAAGUCGAAAUGCUUCCGAUAAAUUCCGCCCAGAGAUACUCGGUAGUUGUGACAGCAAAUAAUGCGGUUGGAAAUUAUUGGAUCAGAGCCCAACUUUCAGGAUGUAGCCUUCCUGACAACAAUUUCACAAUCAAUUUUAAUUCACCUAUAUUUGAGAAUGGGAAUAUCACUGGUAUCCUUCGUUAUGAAGGUGCUCCUCCUACUAAUCCCACUUCCGUGGGAUACUCUACAAGUGUUAUCAAUUGCUACGAUUUGGACUCUAGUCUCAUGAAACCUUAUCCGCAAAAUCCACCGGUGCCACCAAAAGAUGCUAAUGUUACGAGAUUAAAUUUCAACGUCGCCAUCAAACAGAAUCCAGAACACAUCCUUGAAGCUACAAUGAAUAAUUCAUCCUUUGUAUCGGAUCUGUCUUAUCCUACCAAUCAAAGAGUAAUUGAUGGUGUCGGUUUUAUUUCUUCUGAUAAUGCUUAUCCUUAUUAUGUCUUGAACGGUGCCGUGGAAAUUGUUAUUAAUAAUACCGAACCUCGAACACAUCCUUUCCAUAUGCAUGGUCACGAGUUCUGGGUCAUUGCUCAGGGCGAUAAUAACAGUUACAAUAAACCCCUUGAUACCUUGACGUACAACUACGACAAUCCUCCCCUUCGUGAUACGGCAACCGUCAAAGAGCGAGGGUAA
This is a messenger RNA of Acaulospora colombiana, 1107 nucleotides long. The record is from the annotation of a GenBank genome assembly. NCBI's taxonomy places the organism in Eukaryota, Fungi, Glomeromycota, Glomeromycetes, Diversisporales, Acaulosporaceae.